Messenger RNA from Paracoccidioides brasiliensis Pb18, 396 nucleotides. RefSeq lists its product as uncharacterized. The transcript is spliced from 2 exons. The coding region runs from base 1 to 396 and encodes 131 amino acids. The record is from RefSeq and is a predicted model, not a curated record.
AUGCGCCAUGGGAAGUGGCCAAUCCAAGGAACAAGAACCAAACUUUAUCAACAGCCUGUUUUAGGAAAUCACCUGUCCGGCGAUGGUCAUUUAGUUCCCUUUCACCCGCCGUCGUUUGCGCAUAUCUCGCACCCUCGCGCGUUUCUCCAGGACGUCCAGUUUAUCAAGUUCUUUUGUAGCCUCCAGCGCUAUGGGCCAGCACUUAAUGCGAAGCUCAUUCACCCCGAUCCUUUUACGUCUCCGCCGACCGCCAUUAGGGAUGAGCCCCCAAUUCCACCUGAGUUUUGCGGACUUAGUUCUGCCUUGCGUGAGGCGUGGCCUGCGUGCGGGAUUCGAGCAACUGGCCCAAGGACUCCCGAUUCGACGGCUCCUCAAUGGCCGGUUCCCAAAACUUAG